Messenger RNA from Dendrobium catenatum, 1952 nucleotides. RefSeq lists its product as uncharacterized. The coding region runs from base 234 to 1658 and encodes 474 amino acids. Lineage: Eukaryota; Viridiplantae; Streptophyta; Magnoliopsida; Asparagales; Orchidaceae. The transcript has 3 exons. The record is from RefSeq and is a predicted model, not a curated record.
CUCCUCACAUCUGGUCCCAAGGUUACGGGCUUACGGCCAAGCCAAACUCAUCCUUUUUAAGCUUCUUUUAACGUCGACCGUAGGAGAAACAAAACCCUACGCGCUCAGUCUUCUGAACCCAAAGGCCUACUGGUUCUCAACCACCGAUUUACAUUUUGCGUACCUCUAUAUAACAAUCGCUAUUCGCAAACCGUCUAUUUCCCUUGUCUGAGGCCGGAGUAGCAGCGUUUACCAUGGCAAUGUCAUCGUCACCGACUGCUUCGGAGUCCGCGGCGGCGGACGGGCCUGUGCUGAGUCUGAUGAGCAAGCGUCUUCGAGCUCUGCGCAAGAAAUACAACCGAAUCCUUCAUAUGGAAGCCAGCAUCGCACAAGGAAAAACCCUAAAUAAGGAGCAGGAAGAAGUUCUUCGCUCCAAGCCUGGUGUCAUUGCCCUCAUUGACGAGUACGAGAAGCUACGGUCGCCACUUGCCGCCGCCGUGCAGGAGGAGAUUGCCCGCGCUGCUUUUUCCUUCUCGUCAGAUAACCACAGACAUACGCCGGAAGCGGCAGAUGAGUCUUCUUUGUUGGCCGAUUCAUCUAUGAAGGACUUGCUAGCGCUGCUUUAUUUUGGAUGCCUUUUCGAUGUAAAGCCCCAGAGUGAUUUCGCUUCGACCAUGCUGACUAGGACUCACGAACGUGGAUGCUGCCUAACAUAUGAUUAUGUCACUGAUGAUGCUACGGAGCUGCUUGGGGAGAAAGACCUUGACAUGAUCUCUGCCCUGGCCGGACUAGUUACAUCCAGGCCUCUUUAUUCUGGGAUCUCUCACAGGAGCGCAUUACAGGGCUGCCUUCAGCACGCCAAACUCUGGUUACAGGGAGCCCAUCAACCCAUUGUUGUGGGAUCCUCUGUUACCUAUGAUUCCCUGAGGGUGAAGCUGAACAAGAUUCUUGAUUCGGAUUACUAUACUACAACACCGGAGAUGAAAGCUCCAGUUGAUGUUGCUGCUGCCGUUGGCAAGUACAAUGCUGCAUGUCAGGUGCAAGUUUCAGAGGCCAAUGAGGAGCCUGCACGAGAUGCACCCAGUGAUGAUGUGCUGAUACAUUAUCAUCAACAGGAGGAUCAGCAGGAAGAUAACCAUGACAGAGAAGUCACUCCCGAUCUACCUAGCCCUGGGCAUGAUCUUCAAAGGGUAGAAUCUAUAGUAUAUCCUAAAGAGGAAGAUGAAUCAGUUCCCACCGGUGGAGAAAUUAAAGCUAAGCAGAACGAGCAGCUAACAGCAGAAGCAGAUACGGCGGAGCAUAAACAGAGAGACUAUGAGUCCAAUGAUCCGCAAUAUGUUCCUCGAAGGCUACAUCAAAACCAGAGAGGCGGCGGUGGCGGACGGCGCGGAGGCGGUCGGAAUCAGAGAGGUCACUUCAACUCCAGCAAUGCACGCGGUCGCCAUGGUUGGGGCGGAAAUGGUGGCUACGAGAACGGGCGAAACCAGUACUAUGAUCAUGGUGGCUACGAGAACGGGCGAAACCAGUACUAUGAUCAUGGUUAUCAUCCAAGAAACUACUAUAACCCCCGGCUCGGAAGGGGUGGGAGAGGUGGAGGUUCUGCCAUGUACAACUAUCAUGGAGCUUCAGGUACUCAUGGCCAUGGUCCUUCAAAUGUUGAACUGGGUGCAAGUGCUUAGCUGGGAAAAAAAAUCUAUCGCUCUAACUUCUACAUUAUAUAUUAUUUAGAAAUAUAGUUAUAUAUUAGUCCUCUUUAGGUUGUUUUUGCCUUCCCAUCCAGUCUUAAGAAAGUAAGAUUUUUGUAAAUGUUGCAUCGAAUUUUCUAUGUUUUGGGUGCUGGAUUCAGAUGGAAUUUUGAAUGGGAAUUGAAUGAGUUGGUGGGACUUACACUUUCUGGCUGAUCUUUGCUGUUUGGGUCUUGCUGUUGCUGCUUAAUUUGGUGGUAAUAUUAAUAUGGCUGACCGUUUUGGUGA